This is a messenger RNA of Rattus norvegicus (Norway rat), 6949 nucleotides long. The record is from RefSeq and is a predicted model, not a curated record. Lineage: Eukaryota; Metazoa; Chordata; Mammalia; Rodentia; Muridae.
GCAGCGCGCGAGGUCAGAGCCCAGGCACCGCCCGCGGGUUGGUGGCGGAGAGGAAGCAAGAGGGCCCAAGUUUGCAAAGAGCUGCUUUGUGUUUGGUAUUUUGAGAAAAUGGCCGAAUGCCUAUUUCAGUUAGGAAUGCCGCCGCCGAGGCCGACGCUGGUGGCAGCGGCACAUAGGAAUUCCAUGCAACACGUUGCUCUCAGGCUGUGCUUGCACUGUCUGCCGGAGAAACGUGGACCUUCCUUGGAGUGUGGCAACUGAGCUACAGUUAUGGCCACCCAGGUGAUGGGGCAGUCUUCUGGAGGAGGAAGUCUCUUUAACAACAGUGGCAACAUGGGCAUGGCCUUACCCAACGACAUGUAUGACUUGCACGACCUCUCGAAAGCUGAACUGGCGGCACCUCAGCUCAUUAUGUUAGCCAACGUGGCCCUGACUGGGGAAGUGAAUGGCAGCUGCUGUGAUUACCUGGUUGGUGAAGAGAGACAGAUGGCCGAGUUGAUGCCUGUUGGAGACAACCACUUUUCAGAUAGCGAAGGAGAAGGCCUUGAGGAGUCGGCUGAACUAAAAGGUGACCCCAGUGGGCUGGACAACAUGGAACUGAGAAGUUUGGAGCUAAGCGUUGUAGAGCCCCAGCCUGUAUUUGAAGCAUCAGCUGCCCCAGAAGUGUACAGCUCGAAUAAAGAUCCCGCCCCUGAAGCACCCGUGGCGGAGGACAAAUGCAAGAAUUUGAAGGCCAAACCCUUCCGUUGUAAGCCAUGCCAGUAUGAAGCGGAGUCUGAAGAACAGUUCGUACAUCACAUCCGGGUUCACAGUGCUAAGAAGUUUUUUGUGGAAGAGAGUGCAGAGAAGCAAGCCAAAGCCAGGGAAUCUGGGGCUUCCCCGUCUGAGGAGGGCGAGUUCUCCAAGGGUCCCAUCCGCUGUGAUCGCUGUGGCUACAAUACCAACCGGUAUGAUCACUACACGGCACACCUGAAGCACCACCUGAGAGCCGGGGAUAACGAGCGUGUCUACAAGUGUAUCAUUUGCACGUACACGACGGUCAGCGAAUACCACUGGCGGAAACACCUGAGGAACCAUUUUCCCAGGAAAGUCUACACGUGUAGCAAGUGCAACUAUUUUUCCGACAGAAAAAAUAAUUAUGUUCAACACGUUCGAACUCACACAGGAGAACGCCCUUAUAAAUGUGAACUGUGUCCUUACUCAAGUUCUCAGAAGACUCAUCUAACUCGACACAUGCGUACUCACUCAGGUGAGAAGCCAUUUAAAUGUGAUCAGUGCAAUUAUGUGGCCUCUAAUCAGCACGAAGUGACCCGACACGCAAGACAGGUUCACAACGGGCCUAAACCUCUUAAUUGCCCUCACUGUGACUACAAAACAGCCGAUAGGAGCAACUUCAAGAAGCACGUCGAGCUGCACGUCAACCCUCGGCAGUUCAACUGCCCCGUGUGUGACUACGCGGCCUCCAAGAAGUGUAACCUGCAGUACCAUUUCAAGUCCAAGCACCCCACCUGCCCCAGCAAGACGAUGGACGUGUCCAAAGUGAAGCUGAAGAAAACCAAGAGGAGGGAGGCUGACCUGCACCGUGACGCCGCCGCCGCCGCCACUGAGCAGACGGACACAGAGCAAGCGAAAACCAAGGGGGUGGACGCGUCUGCGAGGAGAAGUGAGAGGCCUGUAAAAGGCGUUGGAAAAGAUGUUCCAAAAGAGAAGAAGCCCUGUAGCAAUGCCUCUGUGGUGCAGGUAACUACCCGAACUCGGAAAUCAGCGGUGGAGACUAAAGCAGCGGAGGGAAAACACACAGAUGGACAGACAGGAAACAACGCAGAAAAGUCCUCUAAAGCUAAGAAGAGCAAAAGGAAGAUGGACGCCGAGGCCCAUCCCUCGGCUGAACCUGUGACUGAGGGACCCGUGACAAAGAAGAAAAAGACGGAGAGCAAACCCAAGACCAGCGGCGAAGUGCCGAAGGGCAGCAGAGUGGAGGACAGGAAGGCGGACAAACAGCAAAGUGCUUCCAUUAAGAAAGGCGGGAAGAAGACGGCUCUCAAGACUAAGACAGCUAAAAAAGGCAGCAAACUUGCUCCUAAGGGGGUGGGGCACACAGAACCUUCCUCGGAGAUGGCUCAAGGAGGGGAGUCUCCAGUUCCUGCUCUCACUCAGGCGGUGGUCACCCCAUCAGGAUCUACUCAGACAGAGCUCUCUUCUCCCAUGGAUAUUGCUCAGACAGAGCCUGCCCAGAUGGACGUUUCCCAGACAGGGCCGCCUCAGGUGCAGCGGCCUCUUCCUGUGGAGCCUGCUCAAUUGGAGCCGUCUCCUCCUCAGGAGCCUCCCCAGGUAGAGCCACCUGCCUGUGUGGAGCCUCCCCCUCCCGUGGAGCCUCCAUGUCCCAUGGAGCCUGCUGAGAUGGAACCGUCCCCUCCCAUGGAGCCUUCCCAGGUGGAGCCACCUCCUCAUUUGGAGCCUCCGCUUCCCAUGGAGCUGCCUCAGGUGGAGCUGCCUCCUGUGGAGGAUUGUCAGAAGGAGCUGCCUUCUGUGGAGCAUGCUCAGACUAAGGUUGCUCAGACAGGUCCUACUCAGGUGGGAGCUGUUCAGGAGGAGCCCCUUUCUGUCUCCGAGCCACCUCAAGUCAAGCUAACCAGAAGGUCAUCUCCCCGGAAAGACCGUGCCAAGGAGAAGUUGAGCGUGCUGAGUGAGAUGGCGAGGCAGGAGCAGGUUCUUAUUGAGGUUGGCUUAGUGCCUGUCAGAGAUAGCCAGCUUCUGAAGGCCAGCAAGAGCGCACCGGACCUCCCAGCCCCACCGUCACCACUGCCAAAGGGACACUUGAGAAGAGAAGAGACACCCAAGGACCAAGAAAUGUUCUCUGACGGGGAAGGAAAUAAAGUAUCCCCUCUCGAGAAAGGAGGAACAGAGGAAGCUGGUGAGAGUCGAGCUGAGCUGGCUGCUCCCAUGGAAUCUACCAGUGCUUUAUCCUCUGAACAAAGCUCAAAUGCACCAGAUGGUGAAACAUUACACAGCGAGUGUCAGGCUGACUCCACUGCGGUUUGUGAAAUGGAAGUGGACACUGAGCAGAAGACAGACCGUGUCCCUCUGAAAGACUCAGCAGUAGAACCAGUGUCACCUCUUAACCCAAGAGUGGACCCUGAAGCAGCGGCACCAGCUGUGGUGGCCUCCCCUCCUAUCACUUUGGCCGAGUCUCAGGAAAUUGAUGAGGAUGAAGGCAUUCACAGCCAUGAUGGAAGUGACCUGAGCGACAACAUGUCUGAGGGGAGUGAUGACUCAGGACUGCAUGGGGCUCGGCCAGCACCACAGGAAGCUACGUCAAAAAGUGGAAAGGAAGGGUUGGCUGUCAAAGUAACUGAGGGAGAGUUUGUUUGUAUUUUUUGUGAUCGUUCUUUUAGAAAGGAAAAAGACUAUAGCAAACACCUCAAUCGCCAUUUGGUGAAUGUGUACUUCCUUGAAGAAGCAGCUGAGGAGCAGGAGUAGAGUAGCUGAUCCUCAGGAGAAGCACAAUGCGGACUUUGUAAGCAUGCCUCUAAUUUUAGUUUGACUGUAGACAAAUGUAAGUUGCUUUGGUCAGUCUCCAGUGCUGUCUUCAGUAACAUUCUUUUUCUUAUUUAGUGGUUGUUGGAUAAAUCUUAGCAAAUUCUAGAGAGUUGGUGUAAGGAGACAGAUACCUAACCAAAUCAUGCAGUCGGGUGCAAGGAGAAGGGUAAGAUGGUGGAACACGCCCUUGUCUGCCUACAAGUGUUUUCUGUCAGGUUUUCUGUUCUUUUCACUGUAGUUCCUAAUUUUUAGUUCUUGUUUAGAUUGAUAAAAAUUGGCUUAGUAAAUUACUUGAAGAAUUUGCCUGCUUUAUAUAAAUAAGUUAGCACUUUACAGUUUCUUUAGAGAUGAAAAAGGAUUUAAAUUGGAGAGAAAUUUCCUACAUUGGACAUUGUAUCUGUCCAGAUAAUGGCUUCCUAACUUGCUAUCAAUAUUCUGUGUUUAUAUGUUAAUCAUUAUAAAAAGUGAUUUUUGGUAUUUUUUACUUUGGUGCUUUUCUGGCUUAAGAUGUUGCACAUGGUUCUUGUUUUUGUUUCUUUAACCUAUGCAGUUAAUCUCCCUUCCCCAGAAACAGCAUUGUGUUAAAUAGUAACACUAGACAUAUAUAUGCAUGGUUUUUGUUUUUCCCUUUUUGGAGGGAUGCUUUUAGGCUUGUUUGCAAAGGGCCAUUUUCCUUUUCUUUGCUGCAAUUGUCUUUUUUGCAGAACAAUAGUGCGUGUGCAAGUUUAUAAACAAUGGAACAUGCAGGUUCAAUCCAUUGUUUUGGGUUUUGUUUUAUUAUUUUUUUAUUUUAAAUUUCACCUCUUACCUAUGCCAGGAUUAGUUUCAUAUAAGUUAUUUUGAAUGGUGAAGAAAUGUGUAAUUCCACAGCUUUCCAGUCUGAGAUAUAUAUAUAUAUAUAUUAUAUAUAAUAUAUAUAUAUUAUAUAUAUAUAUUUUGGCAGUAAGCCAUUAGAUGCAUAUUGAACAAAAUUUGUCUCGAAAAUCAGCCAUCAAGAGUUUAUUUUGCUGUUUCUAGCUUAUUACAGAGUGAUCAUCCUUUGAGGAGUUCUCUUCAGUAGAUGGUUGAUGUUGGGAUCAUCUGUACUGAGUAGAUAUUUGGAAGCAGAAACCUGGAAGGAGACAUAAUUAUCCUUCAGACUGUAGACCAUCAGCUGUGAGAAAGCCAUUAUGGUCACAUGACUAGUCUAGUUUAAGUGCUGAGUCCCAGCAAGCAGCUGCUGCUUCUUCCAGUGAGUACUGAAAAGGCUGGUGUUAACUAAGUACAGUCCGGAUUUUAAGUAUCACAUUUUCUCAGGGAUCUCCACAAACUAGUGGGUGUCCUCGCUGUCCCUGUGAGACAGCCUCUGUACAGGAGAGGCCUUAAGUGAUUUGUAGCUGUCCUGGUGUUCCUCUGGGGACACUGAGAAACUGCAUGUACUCCAGAACAGGUUCUCAGUGUUCUCCAGAGUGUGACAGAGCCCAGCAUGGACUUUCUUACUGGUAGUAGUAAUGAAGUACGAUCCCCGUAGGGAUUUGUGACAUUUUGCUGGAAUAACCUCUGUGUAUUUCACUUAUUUUACCUGGCGAUCUCUGAGCAGGCUUCAGAUUUUGACAGUUCAUGAAAGAUAUGACGAGCAUUAAUGUGUGGGUGAAAAGCUUGGUGAAAUUCUGAGUGAAGUUUUAGUUAAAGUUGGUUGAACUUGGAAUUGACUGGGAGGCCAAAGAUUUAAAAAGCAGAAGAUUCUCUCAAGACACAAGUUGUGUGAUGAUGGUGUGUGUUUUAUGUGUGUGCAUGAGACUUUGUAAAUGUUGAAUUCUAGGCUCCGACAAUCAUUGUAGUGCAGAUCAGACUGCAAGUAUUUAUGUUUUAAAUUUAAAUUAUAAAGCUAGUUAAGUCUUUCUAACAACUAGUUUUAAUGUUUAUGAGCAGAUGUUUGCCUACAUUACCUUUUCAAGAUGUUGAGAAAGAUGCUUUGCAAGCACAGGUUGGAGGCUGGGAGCUGGUUGGUUCUUACUAAGGUUUUGUGAAGUCUUUGUUGCAGAGGAAAACAAUGCCUUCUGGGGCUUGACUAGUUUUAAUCUAGUCUUUAAGAUUAGAAGUAAAAAAACAAAAAUACAAAGGAAAUUAAAACCUCAUUAAAUUAGUCUUUAAAAACAUUGUUACCUGAAAUUGAGUGGGACUUUUGAGGGCUUUCUUCCAGAAAACAAGGACUUGGUCCUCAGGCCUAUAUUAGGCCUGACCCUUGGUGCCAUGUAAGUGUACUUAAAGUCUUUUCAGUGGAAAGUAUCUUAGCGAUCGGAACUUCUAGUACAGUUGGGAGUUCUUCCAUUUGAAACUGAUAUUUGCAUGGGAUUGUUUGAAUCUUGUUUUCUAGUCUCUCCCCCAUCACUACCCUCAUAGUCUCAAGGUAGAUUUUUUUCUCUUGAUAAAGGAACACAAAAAACGAACAUCUUGUAAAUUGAUAUUUAGUAACUAGUGGUAAACGUGAAAUGGUAGAAUUCUUUACAGCCUAAUCCUAGGUAGCCUUAGAGCAAUGUAUCUUAAUUAUUUUUGAACCUGUAUUCUCCUUGUCUUUUCAAGAUAUCUUAAGUUAUAUUUUCUUUUUCAGAGCUGCUUUUUAUUUUGGGGCUACUUUUUUUUAAAAAUUGAGGCGUAAUUCAUAAGACUACACUGCUUUGACGAGACUUUUUACAACUUAGUCAGGUUGUCUUUGUCCAGUCUUCCAAGAAGGGUCAUUUUACUGUUUUAGAUUUACUUUUAAAGUCAUGGGUUACUUCAAAUGUAGAAAUGCAAAGUAAAGCCCAAGCUCACCUCAUCGGUUUCGCUCUGAAUGUGGACAACGGAAGGAACGACCUACCUGUUAGCAUCCUGUUACUCGUAAACUGAAACGCUGAAGAAACUCCGUUUUCUUUGCAGAAAUCAAGGUCUAUCUAAGGUUUCCUGACUGCCUGAGCACAUGAGGUGAGCUGACGUCUUAGUUCAGAACAAUCUGACUGUAGAUUCAGUGUGUGUCCUGCUGGCUGAGGGCAAGCGAGGGCUUCUACAGCUGUGUGUAUGUCCCGCAGGCUCCCGUCAGUUACUGGACUCUCAGAACUGGUCUUGUGACAUCACAACAAUGCUUUGCGCCAAUUUUAUAAACCUUUACAGUGCAAUAUGUGUUACUUUCCUGAGGCAAACCAAAGGUAUAUUUCUCAAGGUUCUGCUGCCUUCAGCAGCAUUUGAUGGAAGAUUUUUUUUUAUACAUUUGUAACAGAUGAAGCAGAUUGCAGUUUGUUUUUUGUUAUUAUUUUUUUUUAAAUUGUAAACCAUGUACCAAGUUUCUGGUCAAGACUGUAUAGGAUAAGUUGAACGUGAUUGCAUUCUAUUAACCGAUAUGAGUGUGUUUCCUAUGCAUAUAGUUACAUUGAAAUAAAGUUCUAAACCAUCA